UUAAGAUAACGAAAGCACGAGGAGAGGUUAAUCCCUUUGCUUCUUAGUUAAUGUGUAAUGCACAAGCAGGUUCCAGGGCAGAGAUCCUGGACAGGGUGGAGCUUUCACUUCAAAGAAUUGUGGGAUUUCAGGAAUGGUUUCCUGAAAGUCAGCUUCUCAGGAAAUGUUUCCUCCUCAGAUUUGGGAAACGUUAAGCCAUCGGGACCUUACGCUCUGAAGAAGAAUGAUGCGUUUCAUGCUGCUAUUCAGCCGUCAAGGCAAACUGAGGCUGCAGAAGUGGUACAGCACAGUGCUUGAAAAGGACAAAAAAAAGAUCAUUCGGGAACUUGUUCAGAUUGUGCUGUCUCGACAACCUAAAAUGUGCAGCUUUGUGAACUGGCGAGACGUCAAAAUUAUUUCUAAAAGGUAUGCUAGUUUAUAUUUCUGUUGUGCGAUAGAAGAGCAAGAUAAUGAACUUCUGACUCUGGAAAUCAUCCAUCGUUACGUGGAGUUGCUGGACAGAUACUUUGGAAAUGUGUGUGAACUAGACAUCAUCUUUAAUUUUGAGAAGGCCUAUUUCAUACUAGAUGAAUUUCUAAUGGGAGGAGAGUUGCAAGACACCUCAAAGGAAAGCAUACCAAAAGCAAUAGAGGAAGCAGAUAUGUUACAAGAGACAAUGGAAGAAUAUAUGUCUAAGCCCACAUUUUAACCUGGGCAUUACUCUCCUGGAAGAAGGUGGACUAAACAUGUGGAUAAGGACUUGCAGUGGCUACCAAUUGCCAGAAUAGAAGUGUAUAAUAUCUUGUUGCAGUGUCUUAUUGUGGAAGAAAACAUAUAAUAGGUGGUGCUCUAUGGAGUGGUGAGUUUAGUGCGCUUUGACAAAGUGCACUUUUAACAAAAUUCUCAUUCUAAGAGCUUUUAAUCACAAAACUUAUCACCAGUGAAACCUCUCCCCCCCCUCCCCCACCGACUACAUGAAGUGCAAUGUUGUUACCGAAUUAGCACUGUGCAAUGUUCAGACAUCAAAUCUAGUUUCAUAACAUUUUAUACAAACAGUUUCUGUGUUGAUUUCAGUUUGCUUUUUUGUAAGCCUGAAAAUAUCAUAACGAUGUAUAACCUACUAAUUAAUUUUUUUCCCCCUAAAUUUUUGAUCAAAUUUAAAAUCUACAUUCUUGCAAAUCAAACUAACUGAAUACGCUAUGUUGUCUGUGUUACUCAUGCAUGUUGUAUUUUCUGAAAAAUGUAGAUUUUUGUACCGUUAAAUCCAAUCUGAAGGCCACUUCUAUCAGCAAAUCAUCGAUAGCGAUUUGCUCAUCUCAGGUAUAAGGUUGGAGUAGUUGUUUUAGUAUCUUUACAAAAAAUCUUGAAAUGCAGUUAGCAUGCAUCAAUUUAUUCUGAGGAAUAGAUAUUCUUAACUGAAAUAGGGCUUUUGCAAUUUCAAAGUGUCCUUAUAAAAGGGUAAAACUGUUAGGACAUGACAUUAAUAAAAAUGAAGUUAUUAUUUGAAUGUUGAUUUAGUCAAGUCUGAUAUCUGAUUUUGAAUCUAACCCUUUUGCACUUCUGAAGUUCAAAUUGCUCCAGAGUACCCAUUCCUCAACAACUUCCAAUUGACAUUUGAUAUUUCAAUUUGAUUUGAUAUUUUGCUUUCAAAAUACACAGCCACUAACUACACUUUACAGUAAAUUCUGUGAAGCGUUUUGAGAUGUCCUCCUGACAAUAUCAGUUGCAAGUAUUAUUUUUAUUAUAAACGAUUUCAAUUUUGAAAUGGGUCUGAGUCAAUUUUGAGUUCAGGAAGUUUAGUUCUAGGUAGAUAGUUUCAAUGGAUUUCCCGCCAUGAAGGAUUACAGUGAAUGGCUGGGUCUGUGUUUCAGUCACUUGUACAAACAGUUUUCUUUUCUGUCCCCCAAAUACUCCUGCACAUACAUUGAUGCCAUCAGCCUUUACCAGGAACACUUAAACUUGAAAUAAAAUAAACUCAUGCUGUUGACUAUGAAGGGUUCUUUGCCCCCAAAAUCGUCUGUUGUCAGAGUAAUACACUUCCUUAUAGUUUCACUUGGUUAUUUUGGGAGUCAGUGAAUAUCUAUGAAAAUAUUUCCCUCGAAAUUAAUGGGUGUGGUUGUUUCCCUGUUCUUUUUUGACAUUUAUUAAAUAUGCAGUAAAUACUGUACUGGGGAAUCUAAUUUGUUCCCCAUAGUAAGUUUCUGCAGAUUUAAGCAAAACUUGUUUGGAUUCAUAAUGUUGAUUUACUGCAACUUGUACAAUUAAAUGAAAGGUUGGUAUUAAAACGAGAACAAAGAGAAGAAAAUA
Molecule: messenger RNA, 2286 nt
Organism: Callorhinchus milii (elephant shark)
Lineage: Eukaryota; Metazoa; Chordata; Chondrichthyes; Chimaeriformes; Callorhinchidae
Product: adaptor related protein complex 1 subunit sigma 3
Exons: 5
Coding region: 224-688 (154 amino acids)
Biological process (GO): protein transport; vesicle-mediated transport
Cellular component (GO): AP-1 adaptor complex; intracellular membrane-bounded organelle
Molecular function (GO): clathrin-cargo adaptor activity
Source: RefSeq, a predicted model, not a curated record